AUGGCGGCGGGGAGCAGCCGUGGGGAUCCCCUGGGGCUGCUGCCAGAACCGAAUCCUUCCUCGGCGGAGGGUCGAUGGGGCGACCAUGAGCCCACAGCGCAGAUCCAAUUUAAAAUUCUGAGAGGACACAGUGAUACUGUGAGCUCCUGCCAUUUUUGCUUUGAAGACACAAAAAUACUUUCAUGCUCUUAUGAUAGAACAGUGAAGCUCUGGGAUGUGGAGAAAGGUUUUCCUGUUCAAGUUUUUGAAGAACACAGCGCCCCAGUUUCUGAGUGCAGCUUGACUCCUGAUGACAGAAGAGUGGUAACAUCAUCGUAUGAUAACACUGUCAAGGCUUGGGACAUGGAAACAGGAAAAAUGCUUUGGACAGUAGAACAUGAAAGCAUUGUAACUUCAUGUAAUAUUUCUUGUGAUGGUAGAUAUGUGGUAUCUGGUUCAGAAAAAGAAUAUACCAUAUAUAUUUUUGAUGCAACAAGUGCAACAGUAGUGGCACAUAUCCAAGGUCAUCACAAAAGCACAAUCACGAGAUGUUGUUUUGACCCUGAUAACCGAAGAGUGGCUUCAGUAUCAUAUGAUAAGACCAUAAAGCUAUGGGAUAUGAUAACACGAUCCACCUCAAUUACCAUUAAUGAGGGACACAGCAAUGUAAUCUCAGAUUGCUGCUUUACCUCUGAUGGCCAUUACUUGUGCACAGCAUCCUGGGACAGAAGCUUAAAAAUAUGGGAUAUAAAGACAGAAGAAUUCCAGUGUCAUGAACCUCUUUCUUUGAAUGAAGGACAUGAGGGUUCUGUUAGUUCCUGUAUUUUCAGUCAAGAUGCAUCACUUGUUGUGUCUGGUGGAUAUGACAAAACUAUAGCUAUAUGGGACACAGAUGCAGGCUAUAAAAAGCUAAGCUUAAAGGGUCAUUGGGACUGGGUGACAGAUGUUGCGAUUAGCAAAAACAAGAAAUGGAUUCUUUCAGCCUCAAAGGAUUCUACUUUGAGAUUGUGGAAUAUUGAAAAGAUGGAUCAUAUUCCUUCAGUGACAGAAACUGGAAAAGCAAGAGGCUCAAAUAUUGCUCAGUGUGAAGAAUGUGAAAAACCUUUCUUCUGCCUGCAACGUAGUGGCUCUGAAACGAUAACCAAGUGUGUGUUCUGUCGUCUGUCUUCUCCAGUGCCUGUUGAAUUGCCAAAGCAAUCGCUACGCUUUGCAGAGUCUGAUGCCACUCCAGGCCUGUGGGAGAUGAUCCGUCCCGAUACCCCCGGGUUGUGGCCCAGGCUCCGCGGUCGUUGGUGGCUGGUUCCUGCCCG
Antrostomus carolinensis (chuck-will's-widow) is the source of this 1289-nucleotide messenger RNA. It is a transcript of the gene WDR88, whose product is annotated as WD repeat domain 88. Gene Ontology annotation, molecular function: protein binding. The annotation marks the transcript as partial. Lineage: Eukaryota; Metazoa; Chordata; Aves; Caprimulgiformes; Caprimulgidae. The record is from RefSeq and is a predicted model, not a curated record. The transcript is spliced from 12 exons.